Molecule: messenger RNA, 2215 nt
Organism: Trifolium pratense (red clover)
Lineage: Eukaryota; Viridiplantae; Streptophyta; Magnoliopsida; Fabales; Fabaceae
Product: CLK4-associating serine/arginine rich protein
Exons: 13
Coding region: 213-1910 (565 amino acids)
Source: RefSeq, a predicted model, not a curated record
GGGCCCUAGCAGCAAGUCCAGUCCAACAAAGAAAUCGCUACGUAGAGAGAGGAAAACUAAAAACAAAAACAAAAACAAAAGCAAUUUUCAGAGAAAUUGAAGAUUCAUCAUCAAUCAGGUUGGUGGGAAAUAAAAUCCCCUGAAACUGUUGAAAUCAAUCAAAAUUAGGGUUUUCAUUUUCAAUCUCUGCGUAAUUGUGAGAAAGACGAAAGAUGUGGCACGAAGCGAGAAGGUCGGAGAAGAAGGUCCACGACAUGAUGGACGCGGCUCGAAAACGAGCUCAGAGACGAGCCGUUUAUCUUGCAAAACGGCGCGGUGAUCCUCAACAAUCGAUUCAGGUCGUUGGUUCUCGUUCUCGAGCUUAUCGAGAUGAUGCACUUUAUCAAGCCACCGAGGAUCAACAGGGCCUGAUACCGUGGAAUGGGAAACAGGAUAUUUUGAUUGACAGAUUUGAUGGGCGUGCUCUCCUUGAUUUCAUUCGGGAUAGUAGUUUUAGGCGUGUCCAGGAAAAGUCUGAAGAGGAAGAAGAAUUAGAAGAGUUUGUUAAUUUUGAGCGUUAUCGGGAUUUAAUAAAGCAUCGGCGUAGAGGAUUUACCGAUGAGGAGGCUUUGCAACAUGUAAAUCUAGAGAUGGAGGCCAAGGCUACUGCUCCAUUUGCAUCAGACAGAUCUAAUGUGUCACAGCCUGCUGCAAGCAAAGGAUCUUACUCACAGGUUGGGUUUUCUUAUGAAGCAAAUGGUAAAGAGGAAUCCCAGAUUUCAGAUGACGAUGAUGAUGAGGAAGAUGAAGAUGACGAGGAUGAUGAGGAUUUUAACAGUGAUGAUAGCAAUGAUGAAGGGAUGGAAAUUAUUGCAAAAGAAUAUGGGGUCAAGAGGUAUGGUUGGCUUGUUUACAAGGAUAAAAAAGCCAAGGAGGAACAAAAAAGGCAGAAGGAGAUAAUCAAAGGUGAUCCAGCAAUUAGGAAACUGAGUCGUAAGGAAAGAAGGAAGGCUUCUCAGAUUGAAAGGGAGAGAGAGCGAGAAGCUACACGGAUACCAGGAACUCGUGUGCUACAUCAUGACCCCUACCGGGAAUCAAGGCAAAGUCCUACUUACGAAGCUUAUUCUCGUUCUAGAAGGUCAAGGUCCAGAUCACGUUCCUACUCCCCAUCCUAUGCAAGGCGUUAUUCACGUAGCAGUCAUUCUGAUGAUAUUCUCCGAAGCAAACCAAGGACCCCUAAAAUAGAAUACAUAACUGAAUUCGGGGGCUCUGGAGAAGCAGAUGGAACCAGGCGUGAAGGAUUUUCUCCACCGCGAUCUCCUACAUCUCAAGUUGAUACGUUAAACCGGUCAUCAUCUGUUUGCAUACUCGAAGCAUUGCAUGUCGAUCCUGCUUCUGCUGUAUCUAUUGAAAAGGGUGAUAAAGUCUUGAAGCCAUCCGUAAGCACAUCUUCAGGCUCAGCAUUAGCAAAGUUAAAGGCAAGUGGUUCUGGAGGUCUCUUAAAACCUCAACCAGGGGAGAAGAAAGAAACUCCUCAAGAGAGACUGAAAAGGAUCAUGAACAAGCAACUAAACAAACAAAUUAAAAAAGAUACUGCUGCAGAACUAGCCAAGAAAAAAGAACAGGAGCGACAGAGGCAGGAAAAGCUUGCUGAAACUAGUCGGUUGAGUAGGUAUAGACGUCGCAGUCGCAGCAGGAGUUACAGUCGUUCCCCACCAAGAAGAUACAGGCGUAGUAGAAGUCCAAGUAGAAGCAGGGGUUCCAGAAGAUACCACUCAAGAUCUCGCUCGCGUUCGCGGUCCCCUUCUCGCACGCAUUCACGUUCCCCUUCUCGCACCCGUUCUCGGUCCCCUACUCGCACCCAUUCUCCUCCCCGUUCUCGCUCUCCUUAUUCUCGUUCUCCCAGGACAAGAAACCGUUCAAGGCACUGAUGAAACACUAUGCAUGAAAGGCUAAUGAGGCUUGUGUGAAAUCUAUUUAUAUAUUGAUCUUAUUGCUCCGGAGGGGUUAGAGGGAAACACCAUGUGCUUAGUUGUGUUGAAGUUGCAGCGGGCAAUCUUUUUGAACAUGUCACUUUAGCAUUUGCUAUUGUAUAAUUUAAUAUUUACAGAUUGCGAGUAAUUUGAUGUGUCGAAAGAAAAUGAUAAUUGACUUUUGCGGAAUCCAAAUUUGUAACAUUCCUUGAAGUUGUAGUCUUCAAAAGAAAAUGAUAAUUGACUACUGAUAUUUUGUUGAA